CAAAAGAUGGAAAAACUGGACGAGGUCGCAAUUGCCACACUAAGAGGUAUGCUACAGGGGUUACUUUUAUGUUGUACUGGCGUUCUUUACCUAUCUUAACGAUUCGUGGAUUUGCGGCUAAUGGGCUAAAGUUUAGCAGCUAAUCUACAUCAGAAAAUGUCUGGUGUUGCAUUAUGAUUCCCAUCUAGAAAUAGGUUAAGUCUAAUUAAGCUUUGGGUCCAUUAUGUUAAUAUUAGGGGCUGUAAAUGCUGAAAAAACAGCAACACCUUGUUGUAAAACGUUAAGGGUUAAUUGAUUAAGCAGUGCGCAUGCCCAGGCAUGAGCCGGAGCCGUUGGAGCUCUUUUGCGCGCACAGGACCCCGGCACUAUCAGUACAAGGCGCCUGAGUUUAAUCUGUAGGCUAACGCAUUUGUUUAAAGGUGCCAUUUGUGGUGCCAAUUGUCUAUCAAGCUUUACAAAAUAUAUUAACUGACAUGAAAUGUGAAUGCAUUUUAUCUAGCAAGGCUCUAUUGUCACUCUUACUGUAGUUUGCAUGGCUUCAAUAUAUGUACCGGUAAUUUAUAAAUGCUGUCAAAUUCACUCACUGCUCUUGAAGUAAAAAUGUUAAAAUCUGAGGGAAUUAAAUGAUAACCUUUGUUUCUUGGCCCUGUCUGUAACUGUUCUAUAUUCCAGCUGCUAAUAUUGGAGAAGACUUACUCCCCUCGCUUUCCCGAGACGACAUCAAAGACCUCUUUCCUGGUCCUGAAAAUUUCUUGAGGCGGCGGGCUAUAUGGCUUGUUGUAAAUAAAGAUGAAAAGGUGGAUACUGCUCCCGAAAUUCAGCAAUCACCCCCCACUGGAGGCAGUGACUUUUCAUUAGAGGAGGCCAAUACUUCUAAAUUUGUGACUAUGUCAAACCCAGAAUACAUAGUCUUCACCGACAGUGAGCUUGAACAGGUGCGACGCUCCUACUUUGAACAGAAACGACUGGGGACCGAGCACAAUGGGACCCUAUCCAAGGAACUCUUCUGCUGACUCAUAAGAAACACUAUGACUAACAUGAUCUCCAUCGCAAGAGCCACAGAGGACUCCAGAUACCCCACCAAACAUGAGGUGAAUGCCAUGGCAAAGCGACUGGUGGAUUACUAUCCAAUGAUAAAAGACAGGUCAUCAAUCAAUGAGUGGGAGCAUGUUGCCAAAAAGCUCAUGAAGAGACUCUCAAAUGUCAGAAGUCCAAAGAAGGUCAAAGGUCCUCCUUCCAAGAAACCACGACAAGAAGUCAGUUCAGACGUUGCAACUACUGACUACGAUGGAGACUCCAGUACAUCCACCAUUAUUCUGGAACGGUCACCUGUUAGUCCCAUGGGCAUCCCAGUAGAUCUGUCACCUAGAACCAGCACCCCAGUGCAGAACCGGAACAGCAGUGAUGAAGAAUCUUGUUCAGUUGACAUCAUGGACAGCCAGAAAAUCCAAGCAAGACACUACAAGACCCUCCAAGAAAUAUACAAGUCCAAAAAGCCAAACAAAGCUGCGGUAACUCAUUUGCUGAACAUGGAAUUUGAGUCUCGAAGAUGCUUCAUCACCUCUGAUGUUUUAAAGGAGCAAGACAGAGCAACAAAGAUUCUAGAGGCUUACCCUUGUUUCAGAGAACUGGAUCAUGUGCUGGAUGAGCUGCAGCUAAUCAUCCAACCGACCAACUCCCAGUACAUAUCAGAGAUGCAGAACAGGUGGAAAACCUUCUAUUCAAAGGUCCAGUUUUAUGGAGUGAUGAAGAAGGCCAUGAAGAUUCCUAAAACUUUGAAUGGAGUGGAGCAUAUCACAGCUGUCUUCAGAGCCCUGCCACUGCUCUUUCCGUCCAGCACUUUGCCACCGAAGAAACUGGGCUCAAGCAGCGAGGCUCUUUUCCAUGUCCUAGCGACUUCUGAGGAUCCUAAUGGUUUCUUGCAACAGCGACCCCUGUCUUCUCUGGUUCUGCUAGUUUCUGAGGACAACUACAUGAUCGCCAUCGGAAAAACACCUGUGACCACCUUCACCAUGGACAGACUUAAUGAGGGACUUCUCUACGUCAUGGCAUAUUACUAUGCCCUGCACAUGACCUACCCCAAGUGCAUUUCUACACUACUCUCAGUACUGCAGACAGAGGUACUUCAAGAUUCAAUUCAUGAGCAGGAUUUGACCCCUCACUACAAAAAAGCAAUGGGUGAGUGGAAGUCAUUCAGUGAGUGAGUCCCUUUGUCCAUCACUCUGCCCCACUCUGCCUGUUGUAAGACUUUCAAAGAAAGUUGAUGUUCUGUUUUAAAAAAAAGUUCAUCACAGUUGGACACAUUUGUUGGUGAGAUUGAAAACCUUUCCUGUGGGAUAAUAUGCUGCAAAGCAUCUGCAACAUGUUGUUUAUUGCUGUAGUAUGCUGCUACAAUAACUGAUUUUUUUUUUUAUAGUGAGGUUCAGAUCAAAACUGGUUUUUCAAUCUGUUAGAUUAUGAUAGCUCUAAUGUGGAAGUCCUUUUUUGGAUGUUGAGUUGAGCAAUUGUAUUGCAAAGUUAAUAAAAAUAUAUUAAAUGAGAAUGUUUUGGUGUCUUGAUUUAAGACAACAUCACUUAUAUUUGUUAUGCUGUUUUAAGAAAUUAUGUCUUAUUUUAACUACUUUUAUGCUCAUUAUCAAUCCCAGAUUAAGGUGUCAAUUCUUAAAUUUAAUUUAGUCAAGAGACUUAAAUUCUAAUUUUAAGUAACUUAAUCUUAAAUUUGUGAUUUUUUCAUUGCUUGUUUUAGAAGAAUUCGGGUUAAUUUAAGAUUUUCUGUCUAGUUUAAAGUCUCAUUUUAGUCUUUCAGAGCUAAGAAUUUUGGGCUUAAUUUAAGAAAUCUUGUCAAGCAAAAAAAGCUUACCCCAUUGGCAGAUUUUUUUGCUUGAUAUAGGAUAAUUUGAUUGAAUAUAAGAAUUUUUUGCUUCUUUUUAGAAGGGCAGUUUUUGCAGUGUAUGAAUGUCAGGGCUUCUGGAUACUUGAUGACACCACAGGAGCUGGAUGGAGGCAGGUUGUGUUUUUAUUGUGUUGGCUUUUUACAUCUGGGCAUCGAGGCCACAUUAUCUUGUGUAAUAGAAGUGAGAGUUAUUCAGAAAAAAAUGUAUCAAGAAACCUAUUAGGAAUGUGUCUGAUGGGAGGAGACAAACAAACACACACACACACACACACACACACACACACACACACACACACACACACACUCUGAUGAGUUGCCAUGACAGAUACUUGAUCAGCCUCAUGUUCAGACCUGUGUGACAUGUCGCCCUGUAGCCACGCCUAUUCUUUCCCAAAGAAAAUAUUCAUUUUGCCAAAAGUCUCUUGAGGCCCAUUAUUAGUUUUACGAGCAGAGAGUGAAGAAGAAGAUCUUAGCCACUGUUUGAAAAGCUACACUCGUCUACAUGACUCUUUUUCAAAACGUGUUUUUUAUAAAGUGGGUCUGUUGUU
This is a messenger RNA of Pleuronectes platessa (European plaice), 3441 nucleotides long. RefSeq lists its product as uncharacterized. The transcript is spliced from 7 exons. The record is from RefSeq and is a predicted model, not a curated record. Lineage: Eukaryota; Metazoa; Chordata; Actinopteri; Pleuronectiformes; Pleuronectidae. The coding region runs from base 1029 to 2204 and encodes 391 amino acids.